AUGGCCGACUCCAAGCAUGGCGAGGCUCGCUCGUCGACGCCUGGAGACCAGUCCAAUGCCCCGUCACCGCGCAACGAGGAUGACGCGCCAAACAGUCGACAGCAGCAACCCGGCGCUGCGUCAGAAGUAGCGCCUUCCAAGUCCACCAGCCGGGCCUCGUCGACCAGGAAUUCCACUCCCGCUGCCUCGCUCGAGGGGCGGCCGCCUGCACCACCUGCACCACCUGCACCACCACCACCACCAGACGCCAGCGACGCGUCUCCGGCCAUGGACACGGUGCAGCAGUCUCUCGAAGCCGCCAAUGGUGCGCCCGCCAAGGCAAAGUCAGCGUCCAAGGAGCCCGAGCAGAAUGGAGAUGCGCCGUCGUCGUAUGGCACGCGCUCGCGAGGCCGCCCAGGGAGGUCGCGACCCAAUUAUGCAGAGGACGCCGAAAUGGAUUUUGAAGCCCCAGCGGCGCCUGCUAAUGGCAACGUGUCUGACCCGCCAUCGCGUAGUUCCGUGGCUCCCGACAGCGCUCACGCCUCGAGUGCGAGUGGGAAGAAAGGUUCCGGCUCUGCGCAGGGCAAUGCGUCGUGGGGUAAUUCCGGAUCCAGCACCACCAAGGACAGCGCGGCGACUCUGAAUGCUGCCGGCACCUCAGCCACGGCUGCAUCGACGCAGUCCAGCACUCCGCAGCCUCAGCCCCCAACAAAACGGCGCAAGAAUGCUGCUGCCAACGCCGCAAAUGGUAGCCACGCAAGUGCCACUGCGCCAAGCCAAGCAGGGGCGAAGCGCGGGAGCCAGGCCAGCACCGCAAUCAUGGCCGCUAGCAGCGCCCGCGAGUCCAACAUGAUGACUUUUGAAAACACGGCCGCCCUGCUCAGAGACGGCCGCCUCGAGGCAGACGAUGGCCAAAUCGUCUCGGUGAAUGAUCAAGUGUACCUCGUGUGCGAGCCGCCCGGCGAGCCCUACUAUCUUUGCCGGGUCAUGGAAUUUAUCCAUGUCGACAACGACCCCAAGAAGCGCGUCGAGUCGCUGCGCGUCAACUGGUUUUAUCGCCCGCGAGACGUGCAGCGCUACAACAACGACACUCGUCUCGUCUAUGCGACGAUGCACUCUGACCUCUGCCCCCUGGCCUCGCUGCGAGGAAAGUGCCAGAUCCUGCACCGCAGCGAGAUUGGCGAUCUGGACGAGUACCGCAAGACCAAGGACAGUUUUUGGUUCAACCAAGUCUUUGAUCGCUUCAUCCAUCGCUGGUACGACGUCAUCCCCGUCUCGUCGGUCAUCAACGUUCCCGACAAGGUCAAGAAGGCCCUCGACGAGCGAUGGAAGUACAUUUGCCUCGAAACGAGUCGUGUCAAGGAAUUGACCAGCGCCGUCAAGAGCUGCAAGCGUUGCGUUGGGUAUUGCGCCGCGAAUGACUCAGUGGAAUGUGCCGUGUGUCACAACACAUACCACAUGAAUUGUGUACGCCCGCCGUUGCUAAAGAAGCCAUCUCGUGGUUUUGCGUGGGCUUGUGGACCAUGCAGCAGGGCCCAAGAGAAGAAGCUCGAGGCCCGUUUGGGCACCACCAACGAGGAUGCCGAAGAAGAGGAGGUAAUCGACGAGGAAGAGGAGGAAGCCUGUGCAGACACCAAUGCGCCAACCCCGGAUCCUGACACCCAAAUCGACACGCACCCUGCGACGCAGGCCGAGAUAGCGUUAGCUAAGAUGUGGCCCAUGCGAUACCUCGGUAUCCACUGCAGGGUGGAGGACGCACUGCAGUAUGAUGAUCGAGCCAUCUAUCCACGCGCCAGCUCUCGAUUGGGUCCACGACACCAGGCGAACGUCAAUGUUUGGCACGGGCAUGCGGUUGAAUUCGUCAAGCCCGCAGAGAUCAAGAAGCGGUAUGUCAAGGCGGCAGGCAACAAGAAAGAAGGCAAGCUGUCGAAAGAAACCGUCGCUGCCAUCGAAGCCGACAAGGCAGAGAAGGCCAAGCGCCCCAAGUGGGUCAUGGACGAGCCUCCUGGCUAUGUUCGCCGUGGAGAAGACCUGCCAAACAGGGAUGCCAAGUGCACUGCGGAGCUAAUGUUCAAGAUGCCUCCUUUGGGGGUACAUUCUACACGAGGAGAAGAUGAUGCCCCGACUGUCACGGAGGAGCAGGUCAAGGCUUACAUGGAUCGAGCAAGAGCCUUGGCCAAGUCGCACGUUGGAGUCGAGCCGUACAACACCAACUUUCUUGACAAGUGCUUGGCUCUUUUCACCAAGCAUCAAUACGACGCCGAUGUCGCCCUGAAGCAUGUCAAGAAGAUUGACAAGCGGAGAGAUCUGAAGGAGCCCGAACUGACCAAGGAGGAAGAGAAAAAGUGGAACGAAGGGGUUGCAAAAUACGGUUCGGAGAUUAGGCUCGUCCGCCAGCACACGAGCAAAACCAUGUACUAUGGAGACGCCGUACGCUACUACUACAUGUGGAAGAAGACGCUCAAAGGAAGAGAAAUAUGGGGCUCUUACAGUAGUCGGAAAGGCCGCACUAAGAAGGUCGAGCCUGACGCGCAGGCCCGCCUUGUUGACGAUGUUGCCGACGACCAAGACGACUCAGCCUUCGAUAGCGCCAAGGCUGUACAACGCAAGCGCCUUUUCCAAUGCAAGUUCUGCGGGGUCCGACAUUCGCGCCAAUGGAGGCGGGCUCCAGGCGUGACUCCCGGCCAGAUGGUACCACCCGAUGGCCGUUCCAAGGACAAGACUGGAUUCCUCGUUGCGCUUUGUCUGCGUUGUGCUAAUCUGUGGCGCAAGUACGCAGUGACAUGGGAAAACGUCGACGAGAUUGCCAAGAAGGUUGCGCAGGGCGGAGGAAAGGCUUGGAAGCGACGAAUAGACGAGGAGCUCUUGCGCGAGGUCUACGCCGCACAGUCGGAUCCCAGCUCCAAGAACGCGACCCCCGAGUACGUCGAGGUCCCAGCCGCUACAGCUCAGCCGGUUGCAGAACCGCCGAAGAAGAAACAGAAAACUGCGGCUGCGGCUGUUACGAAUGGAGAAAGCGGGACGUCGACCCCAGUCGCUGAGCCAGUGUCGAAGAAGAAGGAAAAAGAAAAGCCUGCUCCAGUCGUCAAAGCCCCCACGCCUCCUCCGGUCCCGUCGCCUCCAAAGUAUCGAGCUUUGCCCUGCGCUGUGUGUCGAACGUCAGAAGGCACACGUCUGGAGUGUGCGGCUUGUAAAUUGACAGUCCACAGACCUUGCUAUGGUAUCGAAGAAACACGACAAGCCAACAAGUGGUACUGCGAUCCGUGCAAGAACGACAAGAAGGAAAGCGUAUCAUACACAUAUGAAUGCGUGCUCUGCCCUCAGAAGGAUACUGAACAGGACUUUUAUGAACAGCCCAAGGUUACGCACAAGAAAAAGACGGAUCGCGACCGGGAGAAAGAGCGGUUGGAGAAGGAGCUUGUCGACAAGGCCAAGGAAGAAUACCGCCUUCGCCAACAGGAGAAAGGCAGGCCCGUUGUUCCCCGCGAACCGCUCAAGCGUACUGCCGACAAUAACUGGGUCCAUGUAUACUGCGCUCUCUGGCAUCCCGAGAUCAAGUUCAGCAAUGCAGCUCGCCUCGACAUGGUGGAGGGCAUAGGUGCGCCAACACUCCGGUACGACGCGGUUUGCAAGCUGUGCAAGACGACGCAAGGCGCAUGUGUGUCGUGUCUGCAAUGCCACGCCACAUUCCACGUUGGGUGUGCUCACAACCAUGGCUACAUUCUCGGUUUCGAUAUGACCCCGGUCAAGGUGUCUCGCAGGGAUGCGGUACCCACAGUGACUAUGAAUGGGGAAACAGGCACACUGAUCGCGGCAAUCUGGUGCAAGGACCAUGCGCCCAAGACGGUUGUUCAUCCUAUGGAUGAGCAAGUGCAAGGAACGGAUCUGAUUGCCCUGCAACUUUUCGCUCGCGAGUUCAAGCAAGCAGAUCUGACCCUGACUGGUACCGCGCGCAAGGCCAACCUGGUUGACCAGUCGACGCGCAUUGCACCACAGGCUGCGCCAGCACAGGUGAACCGUAGGGCAUCCGCAGUCGCUGCGCCUACCCCCACGUCUGCGCGGGGACGACAGUCGAACGCAGGCAUAUCGGUCAAGGAAGAGUCAAACGAGCCAAUGGUGUACAAGUCUGAGCGCAAGUGUGCACGCUGCAAGAUCGAAGCCAGUCCACGAUGGUGGAAGGUUGACGGGGAAGUGGCGGCACCCAAAAUCCCUCGAGUGGUGGAUGGACCGCUGGACAUGAACGGCCAUAUGGACAAGAAGCCGCUGGUUGACGAAAACAAAAUGGCCAAUGGCAUCGGUACCGAGGACCAGCCCAUGACGGACGCGCCAGCUGUUGCUUCGCCUGCACGCAAAAGUCUACGUUUGGACACGGACAGGGACGUAGCUUUGUCCGGUGCCUAUUUGUGCCAGAAGUGCCACUGGAAGAAGCAGAACGGCACGGAUGAAGAAGAGGAGGAGCGAGCGAGGGCCGUGUCCAUCUUCAAAGAACCGCCGCCGCAAUACCCUCUGCCCGCGGCCCAGAUUCCACAAUACGUGCCGCCUCCACCAGCGCUGGCUGGUCCAUGGGCGCUACCUAGCGGCCCCCCAAAUCAGCCGCCUCCAUUGCCGUCAUGGCAUAGUAGUGUACCACCCGGGCCCGGACAUCCCCCGCAUCAUCUACCCAACGGAACUGGCUACGUACCGCCACCACUACAAGCCCCGUCUGUCGGCCAUGUUCCCCCUUUUCAUGCGCCUUACGCGCCUCAACCAAACGGAUAUGCGGCAUUUUCGGGUGCACCGUUGCACUCGGCGAUUGUUGCCGCAGGGCUCCGGCCUCCGUAUUCGGGACCGCCCAUUAGUGGGCCUCCGCAGCUACACCACAACAACGGAGCGAUGCUGGUGAAUGGGGCGAUGCCAUCGCCGAGGACAAUGCCCUACUCGCCUACUCACCAUCAGGUGCACCCUGCCUCGCGCGAAAGCCCAUUCAUUGCGCCUCCUCCUGCCGUCGCCCAGUACCCGGGCAUACACGGGAGUCCUGCGCCUGGACGACCGGCUACUCCUAUGGAUACAGUAAUGCGGGAUGCUCCGGCUGUGACUUCAGCGCCCACUGAGCGCGCCAGUACGGGAGCAAGUGCGAGUCCGUCACUUCGCAAUUUGCUACAUUAGAGUUUUGCACUUCUCUUUCAUGUACUCGUAAGCUUUUUUUUAUUCUUAUUCAUUUCCUUUGAGCAUGGGAUCGGAGUCGAUGCCUCUAGGCAUUUUCAGCAUGGAGUGCAGGAAUGCGACUGGACCGGGUCGCAUUGAUGCGGAACAGCAUGGGAGAUUUGGACAGUGACAAGGCGGAGGGGGGGGUUUGACAGUUGCAUGUCGGGUCAUUGUUGGGUCUGCGGUUAGGCGUUUGGUGGCAUUAUACCACAACGUUUGCAACGC
Molecule: messenger RNA, 5388 nt
Organism: Exserohilum turcica Et28A
Lineage: Eukaryota; Fungi; Ascomycota; Dothideomycetes; Pleosporales; Pleosporaceae
Exons: 4
Coding region: 1-5124 (1707 amino acids)
Biological process (GO): histone catabolic process
Cellular component (GO): Lid2 complex
Molecular function (GO): chromatin binding; ubiquitin-protein transferase activity
Source: RefSeq, a predicted model, not a curated record